GCGCCCGCCGCGACGUUGCGGGGUCUGCGGUGGAAAGUGGAGGCCGCAGUGCAUUUCUCUGCCCUUGACAGCCCUUCGCGUCUCCAUGGCUGCCCUGGCGGCUCUGCGCGGCGGCGUCCGCCGGCCUCUGCUUCGCGGGCUGCUGCAGGAAGUAAGAUGUCUGGAGCGAAGUUAUGCAUCCAAACCCACUUUGAAUGAAGUGGUUAUAGUAAGCGCUAUACGAACUCCCAUUGGAUCCUUCCUGGGCAGCCUGGCCUCUCAGCCAGCCACCAAGCUUGGUUCUAUUGCAAUUCAGGGAGCAAUUGAAAAGGCAGGGAUCCCAAAGGAAGAAGUGAAGGAAGUCUACAUGGGCAAUGUCAUCCAAGGCGGUGAAGGGCAGGCCCCCACAAGGCAGGCAGCACUGGGUGCAGGUUUAGCGAUUUCUACCCCGUGUACCACGGUAAACAAGGUUUGUGCUUCAGGAAUGAAAGCCAUCAUGAUGGCCUCUCAGAAUCUCAUGUGUGGGCAUCAGGAUGUGAUGGUGGCAGGUGGGAUGGAGAGCAUGUCAAAUGUCCCAUAUGUAAUGAGCAGAGGCGCAACCCCGUAUGGUGGGGUCAAACUUGAAGACCUGAUUGUAAAAGAUGGGCUAACCGAUGUCUACAAUAAGAUUCAUAUGGGAAACUGUGCUGAGAAUACUGCAAAGAAACUGAAUAUUGCACGAGGCGAACAGGAUACUUAUGCUAUCAGCUCUUACACCAGAAGUAAAGAAGCAUGGGAUGCAGGGAAGUUUGCAAAUGAAAUUACCCCUGUCACGGUCUCAAUAAAAGGUAAGCCAGAUGUGGUGGUGAAGGAAGACGAAGAGUACAAGCGUGUUGAUUUUAGUAAAGUGCCAAAGCUGAAGACUGUGUUCCAGAAAGAGAAUGGCACAGUAACAGCUGCCAACGCCAGCACACUGAAUGACGGAGCAGCUGCUGUGGUUCUCAUGACUGCAGAUGCAGCCCAGAGGCUCAAUGUUAAGCCACUAGCACGAAUUGCAGCAUUUGCUGAUGCUGCUGUAGACCCUAUUGAUUUUCCAGUUGCACCUGCAUAUGCUGUACCCAAGGUUCUUAAAUAUGCAGGAUUGAAAAAGGAAGACAUUGCCAUGUGGGAAGUAAAUGAAGCGUUCAGUGUGGUUGUACUGGCCAAUAUUAAAAUGCUGGAGAUUGAUCCCCAAAAAGUGAAUAUCCAUGGGGGAGCUGUUUCUCUGGGCCAUCCAAUCGGGAUGUCUGGAGCCCGGAUUGUUGUUCACUUGGCUCAUGCCUUGAAGCAAGGAGAAUUUGGUCUGGCCAGUAUUUGCAAUGGAGGAGGAGGUGCUUCUGCUGUGCUGAUUGAGAAGCUGUAGACAGCCUGUUUUAGGAGACAGUUCAUGUGAUCAGAAACCCUGCUGACGUGAAUGUGACUCCCUUGGGCCAGCUUAUGUUCAACAUAAGCUACUUUGUUUUUUAUUAUUUUUUAUUAAAAUUAAAAAAAAUAAUAAUCAUAUCCAAAACCUUUUGAAAGUACAAAUAAAAAUUUUUCCUUUAAUUUUUUUGGUAAACUUGAACAGUCUGACACUAUACUUGAAAUACAUACCAAUGUAGGUGCUAGAGAUAUGGUUCUGCAGUUAAGAGCAUCUGUUGCUAGCCAGGGGACUGUAGCACAGCCUUUAAUUUAAAGCACUCAGGAGACAGAGGCAGGCAGAUCUUUGUUGAGUUCCAGGCCAACCUGGUCUAUAGAGCUAGUCUCAUGACAGCCAGGGCUACAUAGAGAGACCCAGUCUUGAAAAAACAAAACAAAACAAAAAGAACAUCUGUUGUUCUUGUGGAAGAUGUUUGAUUCCCAGGACCCACAUUUGGUGUCGCACAACCAGGGAGGACUUGCACACAAUGUUGCAGAUGCCAGAGAAAUGAGGUAUUAUUCUUCCUUUUCUCACUAGCUGCUGGUAUAAGUAGAGGGAAGCCAUCCUAGGAGACACUUUGUAAUGGGUUCUCUCCUGAUUAGAGCAGAGUAGAAGAUCCAGCAGUUUCACAUCUAAAUACACCAAAGAAAUAAGAAAGUCACAGGUGGGUUCCUUCAGGAAGGCCACUGAUCACCAUUACAGUAGCAGUGACAAGGCUCCUUGACUUUCUCAAGCCCCCAAAUCACCUGUUUAGCACCCAGCAGACUUCCCAUUCUGCCAUUAGAAUGAACAGAAUAAGACUGUGGCUGUUUGUUUUCUGUUUGUUUUUCAACUUUACUCUUUGAGCAGUCAAAAUUGGUUUCAAAUAAAGUUAUGCAGUACAAAUGAAAAUAAGAUGGUCAAAUCUUCCAAGUAAGCAUGAACAUUCAUGUCCACUAAGCCAGCACUGAAGAUCCUCAAAGGAAACCCACAGAGCAGGAAGAAACAGUCACAAACAUGAGAACACAAGAAAGGAUAAAUUCCAUGAGAGGAACUGAGACCAGGAGAGAAUAAAAUAGACCAUGCCCAACUCAGUAAACAAGCAGAGCUCUAGAACGAAAAAGGAAGAACUAAUAAAACCAACAAAACUAUCAAAUGGGCAAAUUCUCAGCCCAAAUUUUUAAUGACUUGAACAUCUCAAUUAAAAACACAAUCCAAGGCCUGGAGAGAUGGCUCAGAGGUUAAGAGCACUGUCUGCUCUUCCAGAGGUCCUGAGUUCAAUUCCCAGCAACCACAUGGUGCCUCACAACCAUCUAUAAUGAGACCUGAUGCCCUCUUCUGGCAUAUGGCAAAACUUGCAGAAAAUCUUUAAAACAAACAAACAAACAAAACCAUGAUCCAAGUGUUGUCUACAAGAGAAACACCUCGCUGACAAAUCUCAGAGACUAAAAGUGGCAGAAUGGGAAACAAUAUGCUCUUCAAUAGAAGAUAAAAGCAAGCAGGUGUAGCUUUCUUCAUGAAUGACAGAUGCUAGAUUUCAAGAUAGCUUCUCAGAAAAGCACCAAAGAAAGUCACUAUAAAUGAAGGGCACAUCAAGAAGACAGAACAGGGUGUGGAAAGUAGCUCCUUCAGUUGUGUUUGCUUAACAUACCCAAAGCCCUGGGUUCUAUCCCAGCACUACAUAAAUAGAGAGGCAGGGAGGGGGUGUAGAAGAAGAAAAGAAGAAAUAAUUGAAAGUAUAUACAGAUGAAUGUUGAUGUACUCAACUUCCUAAUACUGAACAAAAAUGAACAGUAACAUUAUCCACUAAUUGAACCUAUUGCCACUCAUCAAUAGAUAACAUCCAAGGGUGCAGGGAUUCAAGAAUGAAACUUCAGAAUAUAGAACCCAGAAAUAAACUCACACAGCUAUGGCUGACUCUCAGCAACUGUUGGAGAAGAAAAGCCUCCUCAACAAAUGAUGGUGGGGAAACUGGAUGUCCCCACAAAGAAUGAAACUAAGUUUAAAAUGGAUCAAAGACAUUAAUUUACUACUUGAAACUUUGAAACCCACCACAGGGAAGAGAAAAUAGUUACCAAUACAGGCACAUGAAAGUACUGACUAAGACUCCAGCAGCCCAGGAAAGCCAAGCAAGAACUGAGAAGUGGGUCUGCACAAAAUUAGGUUAAGCACAAUAAAGUUAAUAGACUGCAAAGAUAGUCUACAGAAUGAAGAAAUGUUUGCUAUUCAUCUGAUGGAAUAUUCAUAUUCACGAUAUAUGAAAAACAAAAAAAUCAACACCAAAUGGGGGACCCAUACCAAAUAAUCCAAUCUGUUUGUGCAGAUGGACAGUUCUUAAGAAGUGGAAAUGGUCUGUAACCAUGAAAGUGUUCACUGCCCUUAGCCACCGGAGAAAUGCAAAUCAGAACUAAAUUGGGGGCUCAGGAAAUUCCUCAGGAAGUACCUGCCACACAAGCACAAGGCCAUGAUCCCAGAUUCUCAGCAUCCACAUAAAAGCUGAGGGUGGUGUAUGAGUCUGUAACCCUAGCACAAGGGUAGGGGGCUAAGAUGGGGAAACAGGUGAAUCCUUAGUUUGUUGGUUAUUGGUGGGCUCUUGGCUCAGUAAAGGAAUACUUUAAAAAAAGAUGAGAAUGUGUGGGGGAAGGGCCUAUGGAGCCAGGUGCUAGUUGGCCCCGAGGGAGAGUAUAGAGGGUGGAACUCAAGUUGUUUACAAAAAAUAUGAUUGGAGCUUCAGAUUAAGAAAGAUGAUGUCGGUACAUGAUUCCCUCAUAGACAACACUGUAAAUACUGUAGACUAGGCGUGUGAUUGGGUAACCUUUAAGCUGAUCAGUCCAAUGGGGCAUUUGCUCACCCUCUCCCCCAUCUUGUUUUCUUUAUGCUUUAAAAGCUUGUUAUUUUAAAAUAAAUGAGUCCUUGCCUGA
Molecule: messenger RNA, 4296 nt
Organism: Peromyscus californicus insignis
Lineage: Eukaryota; Metazoa; Chordata; Mammalia; Rodentia; Cricetidae
Gene: Acat1
Product: acetyl-CoA acetyltransferase 1
Exons: 12
Coding region: 86-1360 (424 amino acids)
Biological process (GO): fatty acid beta-oxidation
Molecular function (GO): acetyl-CoA C-acetyltransferase activity
Source: RefSeq, a predicted model, not a curated record